Molecule: messenger RNA, 630 nt
Organism: Purpureocillium lilacinum
Lineage: Eukaryota; Fungi; Ascomycota; Sordariomycetes; Hypocreales; Ophiocordycipitaceae
Source: RefSeq, a predicted model, not a curated record
AUGGAUCGCGAGCCGCAGAGCGCGCUGCUAGAAUCGCGACCAGCUGCCUCGGACCCUGACGAGACUCGCCACGGCCUGCUGCACGCCGACAACGAGCUGGCUGACCUCGGCGCAAAGGAUGUCACAGCAGUGCCGCAGGGUCCUCUCUCGGCCGGCCGCUGGGCCCCUGCGGGCAGCAUCAACAACAUAUACCAAAAGGCAAACCUGUGCCUCGUCGCGCUGUGGCUCCUGAGUUUCAUCGUGCUCGGCGCCGCCGCCAGUGUCCUCGCGCCUGCCGAGCAUCUGCCCGAGGUCAUUCCCCUGGCGGCAUACGCCGUCGCAUGUGCUGGCAUCCACAUCCUCUUGCUCUUCUUCCAGCUGAGGACCAAGCCUGGCUCUGACAAGAGCCCUUCGCCGCCGGCCUCGUAUCUCGCAGGCACGGCCGUGUCGAUUGUCAUGUGGGCAGGCGUCGUGGGGUGCGCCGUGCCGAUGCUGCUGUGGACGCGGGGCGUCCGAGAUGAGCGCGACGAGAGCACGACGACGUACCACUGCGGGAAGCACUCGUCUGGGCCUUGUCACCCCCAUACCGCCAGGGCAGUGUUGUUUGAACGAGCCGUGUUUGUCCUCGUCGUGUCCUGCCUCGCCUUGUGA